Molecule: messenger RNA, 584 nt
Organism: Entrophospora candida
Lineage: Eukaryota; Fungi; Glomeromycota; Glomeromycetes; Entrophosporales; Entrophosporaceae
Source: the annotation of a GenBank genome assembly
AGUUGAAAAGGUCUCAGAUAAAUAUACUACUGAUGAGUCUUGUGAGGAUGGUGAAAUUAGCAGUGUAGAUGAUAACAACAAUAUUAACAACCCAACAGAAAUUAAAUGGUCAUUUGAUGUAGACUUGAAUAAUAAUCAAGUAAAUGAGGAAAUUUAUGUGGAGAAACCUUUAAUACCAUAUAGUUUUGAUCUGGGAAUUAAUUCAUAUAAAUCAAUAGAGAAAAUUUAUACAGAGAAAUCUUUAAUGCCAUAUAGUUUUGAUUUGGGAAUUGAUACCAUUAAUAAUAAUUCAUACAAGUCAACAGAAAAAAUUGCCGAUAGUUUUGAUCUGGGAAUUAAUACCGUUAAUAAUAAUUCAUACAAGUCAUCAGAAACAAUUCCUUAUAGUUUUGAUCUGGGAAUUAAUACCGUUAAUAAUAAUUCAUACAAGUCAUCAGAAACAAUUCCUUAUAGUUUUGAUCUGGGAAUUAAUACCGUUAAUAAUAAUUCAUACAAGUCAUCAGAAACAAUUCCUUAUAGUUUUGAUCUGGGAAUUAAUACCGUUAAUAAUAAUUCAUACAAGUCAUCAGAAACAAUUCCUUAUA